Molecule: messenger RNA, 1004 nt
Organism: Ricinus communis (castor bean)
Lineage: Eukaryota; Viridiplantae; Streptophyta; Magnoliopsida; Malpighiales; Euphorbiaceae
Product: zinc finger matrin-type protein 2
Exons: 10
Coding region: 209-817 (202 amino acids)
Biological process (GO): mRNA splicing, via spliceosome
Cellular component (GO): spliceosomal complex; U4/U6 x U5 tri-snRNP complex
Molecular function (GO): zinc ion binding; nucleic acid binding
Source: RefSeq, a predicted model, not a curated record
UACGUAGAAUUUUAUUUGUAGACUUUUAUUGAGGACACAGGAAGAGCUUUUUCAUGGCGUUAAUCAAUCACUUUUAAAUUAUACUAAAAUCAGUUUUUAGGGUUUAUAUAUUUUGCUCUUUUCAAAUUCAUAACUUAAAUUUGAUACAUGCUAUACAUCUUUUUGUGUUAUCUGUUUCUGUUUCCAGGUCAAGAUAUUAUCUGCAUAAAUGGCGCAUAACAAUGCUGUUGGUGUUGAUAACACAUUUAGAAGAAAAUUUGAUAAAGAAGAGUAUUUGGAACGCGCUCGUGAGCGUGAAAAGGAGGAGGCUGAGGGCCGGUUCAAAUCAAAAUCAAAAGGUCCCCCUGUGCAAAGGAAGCCCUUGAAGCAUAGAGAUUAUCAAGUAGACCUCGACUCUCGAUUAGGCAAAACUCAGGUUGUUACUCCUAUAGCACCUUUAAGCCAACAGGCUGGAUACUAUUGUUCAGUAUGUGAAUGUGUAGUGAAGGAUUCUGCAAACUACUUGGAUCACAUCAAUGGAAAAAAACAUCAAAGAGCUCUGGGCAUGUCUAUGCGGGUAGAGCGGGCAUCUCUUCAACAGGUCCAAGAGCGAUUUGAAAGUCUCAAGAAACGGAAAAGUCCCGGUAGCUUUACAGAGCAAGAUCUCGAUGAAAGGAUAUUAAAACAGCAGCAAGAAGAGGAAGAAAGAAAGCGUCAGCGCCGGGAAAGAAAGAAAGAGAAAAAGAAAGAGAAGGCAGCUGAAGAGGAGGAAGCCGACAUUGAUCCUGAUGUUGCUGCCAUGAUGGGUUUUGGUGGUUUCCGUUCAUCCAAAAAGUAAUCAUAAUGUUUAGUCUUCCAGUCCUGCUGGAAAUGAGAGUGUAACCUUGGAGCCUCUUUAUUUUGAACAUUUGACAGUUCCCCAAGAGCACAACCUGCCCUCUCUCUGUGUAAAAGAGUUCAUGUUAUCCAAAUUUUCAAGAUUGAUAGUGAAAGUUUUAUGAAAGGAAUGUUGUGUUUGGUUGAAA